GCUUCAUUCAGUUGUUAGUCGAGCUCCGAACAUGGCCAGGACAACGGGGGAUCCCGCCAAGCGUCAGAAAUGCAUUGCUCGCAUUAAGUUCUGGCGAAGAUCGCGAGUGGGCAGCGAGUAUGUGCAUGCACUUGAGAAAUACUACCCAAUACCCAAUACUAAUCUGUCACUAUAUUUGAAUAGUAUUACUCUGGGAAUCCUCAAGUAUAAAGUGGUCUCCAACAAAUCGCAACGCUUUCAGUUUUCCAAGAUAAACGCUUUCCUGCGUCGGGCCGUAAGGGAUGAUUACAGAUACAGCGGUUCCUUCCAAGAGGCCAUCAAACCAGUACUCAUUAUUGCCCAGAUCUUUGCGCUGAUGCCUGUGCGUGGCAUAGGUUCAAAGUUGGCCGAAGACCUAACCUUCGCCUGGUCCAGUGCUCGCACAUAUUAUGCUUUGGCAAUGAUGAUAUCUUUUGGGAUUACCUCUGGAUAUAUCGUUGCCUUCAUGACGAAUAUUUCCUUCGACUUUGAUUCGGUGGAGACCAUGGUGUUCUAUGGAUCCAUAUUCCUCAUCUCGAUGUCUUUUCUGCAGCUCGCAACGAGAUGGCCAGCCAUUGCCCAGGAGUGGCAGGCAGUGGAAACCAAGCUGCCGCCGCUGCGGCUGGGAAAGGAACGCCGAUCGCUGGCCCAUCACAUCAAGAUGAUUACGCUGGUGGCCACCACAUGCUCUCUGGUGGAGCACCUGCUGAGCAUGACAUCCACGAUGACCUAUUCAGUGGCUUGUCCGCGCUGGCCCGGUCAUCCCGUUGACAACUUUCUGUACUUCAACUUCGCGACCGUGUUCCAUUUCGUAGACUACUCCACUUUCCUAGGUCUGUUAGGCAAGGUGAUAAAUGUGCUGAGCACUUUUGCCUGGAAUUUUAACGACAUCUUUGUGAUGGCCGUCAGUGUGGCACUGGCAUCACGUUUCCGGCAUCUCAACGAUUACAUGCAGCGCGAAGCAAGAUCGGCCACCACAGUGGACUACUGGAUGCAGUGCAGGGUCAAUUUCCGGAACCUUUGCAAACUCUGCCAAGUCGUAGACGAUGGCAUCUCCACCAUAACUCUCCUCUGCUUCAGCAACAAUUUGUAUUUCAUUUGUGGAAAGAUACUGAAGAGCAUGCAGACGAAGCCCUCUGCCUCGCACACCAUGUACUUCUGGUUCUCGCUCACGUAUUUGCUGGGCCGCACACUCGUUCUGUCGCUUUACAGCUCCAGCAUCAAUGACGAGUCCAAGCGACCGCUGCGCAUUUUUCGUAUGGUGCCCAGAGAGUAUUGGUGCGAUGAGGAAAGCCAGGACAGAGCUUCCAUUUUAUUCAGAAAAAGUAAUCUUUUACUUUUUAUUUUAGCUCAAACGCUUUUCCGAGGAGGUGCAUAUGGACACGGUGGCAUUGACGGGCAUGAAGUUCUUUCGUCUGACGCGUGGCGUUGUCAUUUCGGUGGCAGGAACUAUCGUGACCUACGAGCUUAUUCUGCUACAGUUCAACAAGGAGGAAACGACGGCGUUUACCUGUGAAAAUGCCUAAUGUGGCAAGGGGAGGCCACAAAUUGUGUGUAGUUUUAUUGUCGC
Molecule: messenger RNA, 1588 nt
Organism: Drosophila pseudoobscura
Lineage: Eukaryota; Metazoa; Arthropoda; Insecta; Diptera; Drosophilidae
Gene: Gr64e
Product: Gustatory receptor 64e
Exons: 7
Coding region: 32-1534 (500 amino acids)
Biological process (GO): detection of chemical stimulus involved in sensory perception of taste; sensory perception of sweet taste
Cellular component (GO): membrane
Molecular function (GO): sweet taste receptor activity
Source: RefSeq, a predicted model, not a curated record